AUGGUUGGAAACAAUAAUGAUUUUCGAAUUCCACAAAAUGGAAGUCUCUUCGUAGAAUUCGUCGACAGCAUGGAUCAGUAUAAUUAUGCCAUGGCUAAUCCAUUACCACAAAAUGUCUUGGAUCUCAAUUACAUGAAUGUCGCUCCACCAAAUCAACUCUACGAUAAUCAACAAGCUUACGGAGGACAACAAGGUGCAUUUGGCCCAAUGCGCUUCGGCCCAUCAUAUACGAUUAUUGGCCCACAUCCGCCGGAGAUUCCACCUGGUGCCGGCGUUUAUGAUCCUAACUUAGUUGUUCCUGGCGUACCUGGCUUUGGUAUGGGCAUGGGGCUUUUCUGA
Molecule: messenger RNA, 339 nt
Organism: Adineta ricciae
Lineage: Eukaryota; Metazoa; Rotifera; Eurotatoria; Adinetida; Adinetidae
Source: the annotation of a GenBank genome assembly